Messenger RNA from Rhizoctonia solani, 765 nucleotides. RefSeq names its product methyltransferase domain protein. Lineage: Eukaryota; Fungi; Basidiomycota; Agaricomycetes; Cantharellales; Ceratobasidiaceae. The transcript has 6 exons. Bases 1 to 765 code for a protein of 254 amino acids. The record is from RefSeq and is a predicted model, not a curated record.
AUGGACUCUGAAGACAUCCUUGCAGACUCUUUUUCGAUCAUGGAGGGAACGCGGGCGGACCCAUCCGAAGCAGGGAUUGUCCGAUACGGUUCACUCACGCUGAGGGUUGCCGCCAAGGAGGGAAAGGCAAACACUCUACUCGCCGAUGCAGUUUUCUCCCCUUCACUAUUUCUUGCUGAACAGAUUCAGUUGGGAAAUGUUGAUCUGAGAGGGAAAACGGUUCUCGAGCUUGGAUCUGGAGCAGCUUUACCUCUGAUUCUGUCGGCCACGAUCGACUCGCAUCCAUUAUUAGUGAUGCUUACAGACUAUCCAGACGAAACAAUAAUUUCAAUUCUACAUCAGAACCUCGCUGCCAAUAGGGAACAACUUAGACCAGACUGUUCGAUAAGUGCUCUUGGCUACGCAUGGGGAGCAGAUGUUUCAUCUCUUCUUUCCCUAGCGCCUGAAGGAUACCAAGUUCUAAUACUAUCUGAUCUACUGCACUUUGACUCGUCUCAUCCCGACAUACUAUCGACUGUCACUAGAACACUACGACGGAGCCUAGAUUCGUGGAUUUAUCUUGCUGCGGGGGUAUACACUCACGAAUCUGUACGAGAGGCGUUUUUGAAAGCUGGUGAGGAAGCUGGGUUAGAUUGGACACCUAUAGAAAAUGAUGGAAUCUGGAGGGGAGAAAGGCGGGUCAUGUCUGAUGGUGAGGUUUGGACCCAAGAGGAUUUGAAUGCGAGAAAGGCGAAUGUUGUUGCGUGGAUUGGGAGGUGGAAGUGA